This is a messenger RNA of Camellia sinensis, 1867 nucleotides long. Its product is annotated as oxysterol-binding protein-related protein 3C. Gene Ontology annotation, molecular function: sterol binding. The record is from RefSeq and is a predicted model, not a curated record. NCBI's taxonomy places the organism in Eukaryota, Viridiplantae, Streptophyta, Magnoliopsida, Ericales, Theaceae. Gene Ontology annotation, cellular component: membrane; cytosol.
GACGUCCUGGCUGUUUCUUUUUGCACACUACCUGCAGCCUCUCUUUCUCUCUCUCCUCCGGAUCUUCGAGCCAUUUGGGGAUCCAAUCACAUUUUCGCUUAGCCGCCCCGUGACCUAAAGUCUGAUCAUUGACAGUUGUUCUUCAAAGAAUUCACCUUUGAACUAAGGAUUUGGCUUUAGGGUUUCUUUCACAGCGACGAUGGCUUCUCAGGACAAGAAACAAGCUGGUGGGUUCUUCGCAUCAAUUGCUUCCAGUUUGUCCAAUUUCGGCAGCGCAAUGCACAAAUCAGUCAAUGGUGUUGAAAAUGCUUAUGGAAGAUUUUAUUUUGCUGCACUUCGAGCAUGCAUCAAUAGGGUGACGUACAGUUCUGCAUUAAUGGUCAUAUGCUGUUCCUGUUUGUUUGCUGGGUUAUGAAGGCCUGGAAGUUAUAAAUCCUGAAGGGGGGACUGAAGAUGCUGAAGAGGAAGCACACAAAGGAAGAUGGAAGCAGGAGGAUCGGGACAGUUAUUGGAAGAUGAUGCAGAAAUAUAUAGGUUCUGAUGUCACAUCAAUGGUGACACUCCCAGUCAUCAUUUUUGAGCCAAUGUCAAUGCUUCAAAAAAUGGCAGAGUUGAUGGAAUACUCCUACCUUAUGGAUUUAGCAGAUGAAUGUGAGGAUCCCUACAUGCGAUUGGUUUAUGCUUCAUCCUUCUUUAUAACAAUCUAUUAUGCCUGCCGACGAACCUGGAAGCCAUUUAAUCCAAUUCUUGGUGAAACUUAUGAAAUGGUCAAUCAUGGAGGUGUUAAAUUCAUUGCAGAACAGGUUAGCCAUCACCCUCCAAUGAGUGCUGGACAUGCUGAAAAUGAUCAUUUUGUCUAUGAUAUAACUUCAAAGGUGAAGACCAAAUUUUUAGGAAACUCACUCGAUAUCUAUCCCCUUGGAAGGACACGGGUGACCCUAAAAAGAGAUGGUGUGGUCCUAGAUUUGGUGCCUCCUCCCUCAAAAGUUCACAACCUGAUAUUUGGACGAACUUGGGUUGAUGUUCCAGGUGAGAUGAUCGUGACAAACAUGACCACAGGGGACAAAGUUGUGCUAUAUUUUCAACCUUGUGGCUGGUUCGGUUCUGGUCGUUUUGAAGUGGAUGGAUAUGUGUAUAAUGCGGCUGAAGAACCCAAAAUAUUGAUGACUGGGAAAUGGAAUGAGUCAAUGAGUUGUCAACCUUGUGACAUGGAAGGGGAACCCCUACCGGGCACUGAAAUGAAAGAGGUCUGGAGAGUUGCUGAAAGUCCUGAAAAUGACAAAUUUCAGUACACACAUUUUGCACACAAGUUAAAUAGCUUAGACACUGCACCUAAGAAGUUGCUGGCAUCAGAUUCUCGCUUGCGUCCGGAUAGAUAUGCACUCGAGAAGGAUGAUUUAUCCAAAGCUGGUUCAGAAAAGAGCAGGCUGGAGGAGAGACAGAGGGCUGAAAAGAGAAUUAGAGAGUCGAAGGGCCAACAACAUAUUCCAAGAUGGUUUGACCCAUCUAGUGAUGUUGCACCUACCCCUUGGGGUGAUUUGGAAGUUUAUCAGUAUAAUGGCAAAUACGAUGAACAUCGGGCUGCUAUGGAUAGCUCAGACAACAUUGGAGAGAUUGAUGUCAGAUCGACAGAGUUCAAUCCCUGGCAGUAUGGAAACUUGGCUACAGAAUGAGAUGUACGUCAUGUAUUAUUACCUUGAUAUUUUUUGUUUUUAUUUAUUUUGGGGAUGCCAAAUGGCUCUUGUUUUAUUCUGUUAGUGUGAGCUUCAACAACUUUAUAAACUAACAUGCAGUCAGCGAGUUUGUUUUUGUUUUCAUCACAAUUUCGUUAAUUUUAGUAUAGAAAUGAGCUGAGCUUGUGGUGUCA